Neopsephotus bourkii (Bourke's parrot) is the source of this 3706-nucleotide messenger RNA. Its product is annotated as cadherin-8. Gene Ontology annotation, cellular component: plasma membrane; synaptic cleft; catenin complex. The coding region runs from base 548 to 2947 and encodes 799 amino acids. Gene Ontology annotation, molecular function: calcium ion binding; cadherin binding. The record is from RefSeq and is a predicted model, not a curated record. NCBI's taxonomy places the organism in Eukaryota, Metazoa, Chordata, Aves, Psittaciformes, Psittacidae. Gene Ontology annotation, biological process: calcium-dependent cell-cell adhesion; multicellular organism development; synaptic transmission, glutamatergic. The transcript is spliced from 12 exons.
CUCACUUUUCCACAUCGCUUCACAGUUACAUUUGGCAGGCAGGCGCGCCGGAGCGCUCAGACCCCGGAAUUAGUGGAUCUAUUUGGAAUAUCCCCGCUCUCCUGGAGUCGUGCUGCUGCCGCUGGCGUGUGCAAGGGGAGAAAUUAACAACUGCACCUCAGCGUGCAGGCACAGAAAGGGGAGAAGCUCCGUGAGCAGCAUCUCCUCCAGCAUCAGCAGCUUCGGAGAGCUUGCAAAGAAAACCUGGAGAAUCCUGCGUGUUCACAGGGACUGGCUAAUGUGUUUUUACCUCGCCCUUCCAAUCCGUGCGUGAAGUGGCUGUCAGCGAGCGGUUCCCUCGGUCCUUAAGAGAAAUUCUUUAAUGACUGAAAAACUCAAUGGGUCAUGUUUUUAUAAUCUAAACUAUUUUUACUUUGACUGUGCUGUAAACACAUGGAGGAGCUGUAAGUAAAUGUUCUGUACUGCAUGAUGAAUUGGAUUGCUACAGUCUGGAAGAGAGCAAAAUAAUAAUUUCAUUUCUGUGGUGAUUUGCGUAGCUUGUGGUACAAUGCCAGAAAGACUAAUGGAAAUGCUUAUGGAUACAUGGACUCCAUUAAUAAUAUUAUGGAUUACUGUCCUUCCCUCCAUUUAUAUGGCUCCAAUGAAUCAGUCUCAAGUAAUACCAAGUGGAUCCAGUACAGGACUAAAAAGGCUAAAUGAAGAACAAAGAGUUUUGAACCGUUCCAAGAGAGGCUGGGUUUGGAAUCAAAUGUUUGUAUUAGAAGAAUUUUCUGGACCUGAACCAAUACUCGUUGGCCGGUUACAUACAGACCUGGAUCCCGGAAGCAGCAAAAUCAAGUAUAUUCUGUCAGGAGAUGGAGCUGGAACAAUCUUUGUAAUCAAUGACAAAACUGGAGACAUUCAUGCAAUGAAAAGACUUGACCGUGAGGAAAAAGCUGAAUACACUCUAACAGCUCAAGCAGUCGACAGGGACACAAACCAACCUCUGGAACCUCCCUCAGAAUUCAUUAUUAAGGUUCAAGAUAUCAAUGACAAUGCCCCAGAGUUUGUUGAUGGUCCAUAUCAUGCCACAGUUCCAGAAAUGUCUGUUGUAGGCACCUCUGUUACUAAAGUAACAGCUACAGAUGCAGAUGAUCCAGUUUAUGGAAAUAGUGCCAAGCUGGUUUAUAGCAUUCUGGAAGGACAGCCCUACUUUUCUAUUGAGCCACAUACAGCUAUCAUUAAAACAGCUCUACCCAACAUGGACAGAGAAGCCAAAGAAGAAUACUUUGUAGUCAUCCAAGCAAAGGACAUGGGAGGACAUAUGGGUGGACUGUCUGGAACUACAACAGUGACAAUUACACUCACUGAUGUCAAUGACAAUCCUCCAAAGUUUGCACAAAGUCUGUAUCACUUCUCAGUAAUGGAAGAUGUUGCUGUUGGUGAACCAGUAGGAAGGGUGAAAGCGAAUGACCUGGAUAUUGGAGACAAUGCUAAAUCAUCCUAUGAUAUUAUUGAAGGAGAUGGAAUGGAUGUAUUUGAAAUUACUACAGAUGCCCAAACUCAGGACGGCAUUAUUAGAGUGAGAAAGCCACUGGACUUUGAGACAAAAAAAUCCUAUACGCUGAAGGUAGAAGCAACCAACAUUCACAUUGAUCCUCGCUUCAUCAGUGGAGGACCAUUCAAGGAUACAGCAACGGUAAAAAUUGUAGUAGAGGAUGCUGAUGAGCCACCAGUCUUUUCAUCACCUACUUACCUACUGGAAGUGCAUGAAAAUGCAGCUAUUAACUCUGUGAUUGGUCAGGUGACUGCCCAUGACCCUGAUGUAUCCUCCAGUCCUAUAAGGUUUUCCAUUGAUCGGCAUACUGACCUUGAGAGACAGUUCAACAUUAAUGCAGAAGAUGGCAAAAUAACUCUGGCAACACCACUGGACAGAGAAAUGAAUAUGUGGCACAACAUAACUAUUGUAGCUACUGAAACUAGAAACCACAGUCAAGUGUCCCGGGUGCCUGUUGCUAUCAAAGUUCUUGAUGUAAACGACAAUGCUCCUGAGUUUGCAUCAGAGCACGAAGCCUUUUUAUGUGAGAAUGGGAAGCCUGGACAAGUAAUUCAGAUUGUCAGUGCUGUUGACAAAGACGAUCCUAAAAAUGGGCAUUAUUUCCUGUACAGUCUGCUUCCUGAAAUGGCCAACAAUCCAAAUUUCACCAUCAAGAAAAAUGAAGAUAAUACUCUCAGCAUAAUGGCAAAGCAUAGUGGAUUCAGCCGGCAGAAGCAAGAAGUAUAUCUACUGCCAAUCAUAAUAAGUGAUAGUGGGAAUCCUCCCAUGAGCAGCACUAGUACUCUCACCAUUCGAGUCUGUGGUUGCAGCAGUGAUGGUAUUGUCCAGUCCUGUAAUGUUGAAGCAUAUGUACUUCCCAUAGGAUUAAGUAUGGGAGCCCUAAUUGCAAUAUUAGCAUGCAUCAUUCUGCUGCUAGUCAUUGUAGUGCUGUUUGUAACACUAAGAAGACAUAAGAAUGAGCCUCUAAUCAUUAAAGAUGAUGAAGAUGUGAGGGAAAAUAUUAUUCGCUAUGAUGAUGAAGGAGGUGGAGAAGAAGAUACAGAGGCUUUUGACAUUGCGACUUUGCAAAAUCCGGAUGGAAUUAAUGGAUUUUUGCCUCGUAAGGAUAUUAAGCCUGACCUUCAGUUUAUGCCCAGGCAGGGUCUUGCACCUGUUCCUAAUGGUGUUGAUGUGGAUGAAUUUAUUAAUGUAAGGCUUCAUGAAGCUGAUAAUGAUCCCACAGCUCCACCAUAUGACUCUAUCCAGAUUUAUGGCUAUGAAGGAAGAGGGUCAGCGGCUGGUUCCCUUAGCUCAUUGGAGUCCUCUACAUCAGACUCAGAUCAGAAUUUUGACUACCUCAGUGAAUGGGGUCCUCGCUUUAAAAGACUUGGAGAACUUUACUCAGUUGGAGAAAGUGACAAAGAAACUUGACAGGGGAUAGCAAACUUCUUCACUGUUGACUUAAUGAUCAUGUAAUAUUCUAGAGCCACUGCUGUUAGUUAAAACUAAUGUGGCUUUUUGUUUUAGAGGCAAGUUUAGCGCCAAUCAUCUAUAAAAUCAACUACAUUGUAAUGUUGAACCAAAAAAAAGUAUAUGUUAGGAGGUUAAGUCUUGUGGAGUGUGAAGUAAAGUAUGUGGAGUGUCUAUAAGUCUUUGGAUAUUUGAUAUUCACUUGACCACUCUAAAUAUGGGGAUUUUGAUCUUUGAUUAUCUUCAGUGAAUUGAACAAAAAGCAGUUGGUGCUUUCUUAGAAAAUUGACUUGCAGGGAUUUUGCUGUUGAACAGUAGCUCCUGCCAGUAUGUGGAAAGCUAAUGGUUUGUUUCUGCAUUGCCAACAAAGAUCCCACCACAGAAAUGUUACAAGCAAUAUCUUGGUUUUCAUAGCAAUGCUGAAUAGAAACAGCAUUGUAAAUUCCUACUGGCUUCUACUGUGCAGUGACCAUACAUUGUACAUACAGUAUCAUUGGCCAUGUAACCACAGACUAAAUAUCAUCUUUAAAUAUUGUGUCAAGCCUUAAAAUAUUCACAUGUUCUUAAUCCAUUCCAGUGAUGGGUAAUAAAUCCUACUAAUGUGCAGAGAUUGAAAGGCAGGGCUACAAAACCUUGCUGUAAAAAAGGAUCUUUUUAUAGAAGAAGGUUCAGUUCUGUGUUUCGUCUUCUGAAAGUAAAAAAAAAAAAAAAAAAACAAAC